AAAAUGGCAAAUAAGUCAAAACAAUCCUCAGAGAAGAAGACCGGAGACCUCACGAACACUGCUGGUGGGUUCAACGAAUCAGCCGUCGUGGUUUUCCGGCAACCACAUGAUGGGACAGACUACUUCGACUACAAAGGGUGUAGGUGUAAGCUUGACCUUAAAAUCGUCGAACGCCCCAAAAGAAUCGACAGAAAUCGUCAAACGAGGAUACUGCCCGUGUUGCCGACGAAGGCAGUUCCUCGGAACUGCGCUGACCACCACUUUACUGCCCGUUUUCCCCGCUUUCGCGUCUGAUGGAGAUUCGAACACUCCUGGCGACCCUAUGGCAGAAUUGAAGAGGAUUCGUCCUCCAAAGCCAGAUUGGUACGAGGAGUUGUUUGCAUCUGCUAUGGACAAAUUAACGAAACCUUAUGAAGCAGAGGUUGCAGGUUACAAGUCGGAGAUUCUUUCUAAUUUGAGAGGGAAAGUUGGGGAGGUCGUGGAAAUCGGCGUAGGAACUGGUCCUAACCUCAAAUACUAUGCCGAUGAUCCUAAUGUGCGUGUCUUCGGAAUCGAUCCAAACAAAAAGAUGGAGAAGUAUGCACUGGCUGCAGCCGAGGCUGCCGGACUCCCUGCGUCGAAUUUCACAUUCUUGCAAGGAGUUGGAGAGGCUUUGCCAUUAAAGGACUCGUCCGCUGAUGCUGUCGUUGGGACACUCGUUCUAUGUUCUGUCAGCGAUGUCGAUCAGACACUGCAAGAGAUCAGGAGGGUGCUUAAGCCAGGAGGGGUUUAUGUGUUCAUCGAGCAUGUUGCUGCAAGAGAUGGAUCGUUUCUGAGGUUCUUACAGGGAUUUCUUGAUCCAUUGCAGCAAGCUGUGGCUGACGGGUGCUCUCUGACAAGAAACACUGCAUCGAACAUUGCCGCCGCAGGAUUUGCCGACGUUGAUGUCAAUCAGGUUGUUAUAUCCUCCGCCGCCUUCGUAAAUCCCCAUGUUUAUGGUAUAGCUCACAAAUAGUUUACACGAAAACGACGAGUUUAGAAGUAAUUCAAGAACGUGGGCUUAUUGGGCUUACAAGGUGAUUUAAAGGUUGUCCAAAUAAAUCAGGCCCAAACUUGUAUUGCCUAAUAACUAUCUGCUCCCUGUCCCGGGUUACUGAAAACAAGAGGUAUGAUUAGGAAAUAAUUAAUAAUGUAUAAUUAAAAAUAAUCAUAAUUAUAUAUUA
Molecule: messenger RNA, 1202 nt
Organism: Andrographis paniculata
Lineage: Eukaryota; Viridiplantae; Streptophyta; Magnoliopsida; Lamiales; Acanthaceae
Exons: 6
Coding region: 107-994 (295 amino acids)
Molecular function (GO): S-adenosylmethionine-dependent methyltransferase activity
Source: RefSeq, a predicted model, not a curated record